Messenger RNA from Haliotis rufescens (red abalone), 1826 nucleotides. Its product is annotated as brevican core protein-like. The coding region runs from base 23 to 742 and encodes 239 amino acids. The transcript has 4 exons. NCBI's taxonomy places the organism in Eukaryota, Metazoa, Mollusca, Gastropoda, Lepetellida, Haliotidae. The record is from RefSeq and is a predicted model, not a curated record.
UGUCUGUGAGAGUACAAGAGAGAUGGGUGCGGGUGUAUAUACGUUGUUCUGCGUGUUGACAAUCAGUUCUGUGUAUUGCAUACGAACACGUAGAAGAACUCGAAACCAUCAGUUUGACGAUCUGUGGAUAACAAACAAUGUCGUGGAUGAUGUGUCUGGCGUUUCCACCACUGCGUGUGCCGUCAGGUGUGCAACAUCCACCAACUGUCAGUCAUUCAGUUAUCACGUGACGGAUCAACACUGUCAACUGCAUUCUUUGGCCAACUUCGUUCCAGCAGAUGUUACCACCAAAGUAUAUCCCGGUGCCAUAUACUUUGGUUCUUUAUUGGAUUGUUCUGGUGCCAACAGGAUCUAUAAUCCAAUAGAAGACAUUUGUGUUGAGGUUGUGACAUCCUCACAAACUUGGCAUACUGCUGACAGCACGUGUAAGAGCCGAGGCGGUCGACUGGUAGUCGUGGACACUGAAGGAAAGUUCAACUUCCUUAAGACAACGCUGCAAGGAUCAGCUGCCUGGAGGUCCACCAAUUACUGGAUCGGCCUGAGUGAUGAGACAGUGGCGAACGGCGUAUUCAUCUGGUCGGAUGGGACACAGGCAAGCUACACAAACUGGAUGCCAAACGAAGGGAAGAGUACCUCAGAGUACUGUGUUGAGAUGGUCCGGUCACAUGACUACCAGUGGAACGACAAUCCCUGCUGGGCUGCACUGAGAUUCAUCUGCGAAUACACAACUAGUGUUGUGUGAUGGUAUCAUGGUUGUACGUGAAUGCAGGUUUUUAUUACGAUUUACGAAUCAGCCCAGGUGGAAUAAAGUCUUGAGAAGAGUCCUAUUUCUUACAAUCGAGGUUAUUAAUUUCAGUUGUUUAAAAACAUCAAAAUUACACAACUAUGGCAAAGAAAGUAACCCUUUGACUUGGAUAUUGCCCCAAAACAUUUCUUCUUAAUUUUAUAUAUUCAGUAGUAAAUGGGUACCCGGUAGAAUGACAUUCUUUGUGAUUGUAAACCAUUUCGUGCCUCAUAAUGCAGAUUGGGUUGCAUACUCCAACGAGAUCUGAGCACAUAGUUCAAUUCCACGCCGAACCUCUGACCGAGGUAAUGAUUGUGUGGGUUCCAUUGUUAGUAUUUAUUUACGAUAGCCCGCAAUACAUUGAAAGAAUAAUUUGUUUUAAUAACUCUUUUCUUAUUUCGUUCACUUACCAUACUGUUUUGGAAAAAAACAUAUCUAAACCGGAGACAUUGUAAAAAGGACCUACCUGAAACUCAUAGCUUAUUGCUAUCUGGAAAAUAACGCAUUGUGCUUGUAGAUUCUGAACGUAUCAUUGAUUAAACGAAAGGUCCGAAACAAGAUAUCACUAAGACAUAGUGAAUGAGUGGGGUCGGUUAGCGACGCUUUGAACAGUAUUACAGUUAUAUUUAUAUUACAGUAUGCCAGCUUGGUGUGGAAAGGAAACCCCUGGUUACUAAGGUCUUGGAGUUUACCAAUUUGGAGUUUCAACGCUGUUCGACAAAAAUGAAAGUCUGGUAGUCUAGAUCAUGUACUUUGUCUACCCCUCUGACAAGUGUAAAUUUGCUCGGCUCCCAUUGCCGAAGGUUAUGAAUACACAAUGCCAUUUAGAAAGUGGUCGAAUGUAACAUAUUUUAUUUUUAGGAUAACACUUCCUUAGUACAGUACAGAUUCUAGUACUUUUUUGCCCGGGAUCCCUGACGUCUUCUAGACUUCGUGUGCCAGACAACCAGUUGUCGGACUUUCAUUUUUGUGAAAGCCUUGGUGGCUGAGUGGGUUAGAUCGCUGACUUUGUGUGCUGGCGAUUGUGAGAGUGUGGGUUCGG